Panicum hallii is the source of this 1962-nucleotide messenger RNA. RefSeq names its product protein REVEILLE 1-like. Bases 132 to 1502 code for a protein of 456 amino acids. The transcript has 6 exons. The record is from RefSeq and is a predicted model, not a curated record. Gene Ontology annotation, molecular function: DNA binding. NCBI's taxonomy places the organism in Eukaryota, Viridiplantae, Streptophyta, Magnoliopsida, Poales, Poaceae.
CCUGCCCCCCCUCCUCCGCUCCGCGCUCGCCCCGUCCGCAUCAGCGACAAGAGCUCGCACAGGGCGGCGGCUGCCGCGAUAUUUGCGGCGGGUCGCGCCGAGCCUUCCAGUUGCAGUGGUGGCAACCGGAGAUGGCCUGUUUGGAGGAACAUCAGAUGGCAACCGACGAGGUCGCCGUCGCCGUCGAUCACCGCAAGGAUCCCCUCGAUUCCGGCGACAUGGAUUUGUCCGGCGAGGAGCACGUGCCCAAGGCGCGGAAGCCGUACACGAUCACGAAGCAGCGGGAGAAGUGGACCGAGGACGAGCACAGGCGCUUCCUCGAGGCCCUGCAGCUACACGGCCGCGCCUGGCGCCGCAUCCAAGAGCACAUCGGCACCAAGACCGCCGUGCAAAUCCGGAGCCACGCGCAGAAGUUCUUCACCAAGGUGGUCAGGGAAUCGUCGGGGAGCAGUACCACCGCUGGCGCCGCGCCGGCGAUCCAGAUCCCCCCGCCGCGGCCCAAGAGGAAGCCGGCCCACCCGUACCCGCGCAAGGUGGACGGCGCGGCCAAGAAGCACGUGCCGGCGCUCAGGCAGCUGGAGAAGCCGCCCCUGCGGACGCACUCCCCGCGCGACCAGGACGACGGCUCGCCGACGUCGGUGCUGACCACCGCGCGGACGGUGUUACGGGCGGAGGAGCUGGGCAGCGUGUUCGCGAACAGCUCGAGCGGCAGCAGAACGCCGUCCCAGUCAGCCGCCGGUUCAGAUGAGCAUGGCAACGGCGGAGGCUCGCCGGCCUCGACCAUUAACAGAGAGGAUGGCGGCGUGUCGCCAAGCGUAGCAACAGAUGAGUUGGCGACGAGAACAGCAAAUGCCAAGGUGUUCGGCGAUGCAAAAGAAGCGGGAACAGAAGCUCCAGUCUUUAAAUUGUUCGGAAAGAAAGUUGUGGUGAAGGAUUCCUAUGGUCACCCGGAAAGCGGCAGAGACCUGAAGAUAGGUGCUUCACCUGCGAUCGUUGCAGCAGGAGGGAGCUCGUGGAAUCCAUGGCCGGGCGCCGUGCAGCAGCUCAUGUGCUUCGUCCCGCAACCCGACGGUUUCGCCGCGCAGUCCGUGGUGCCGUGGCUCGCCUACAACGGGAGCCUGCCGUGCGCGCUGUUCUACCCGCAGGCGGCGCCUUCGGCCCAGCAGCUCCACCAGACUUCAGAGCCUCCGGAUCACAAACGGACGCAGAGGGAAGGGUCGCGGACGGGCUCUAACACGGCUUCCAGCGCCGUUCCGGCGGCGCAGAACUCGGACGCCACGGAGUCCCACGGCCCCGGGCAAGAAACCACCAGCGAGAGCGGCGCGGUGCCGCCGGCUGCGGCUGCCGUUCCCGUCCCGCGGCUGGCGAGGUGCGCGAGCUCGGCUUCCUUCAGCCGGAGAGGGUUCGUGCCGCACAAGCGGUGCGCGGCGGAGAGCGAGGCUCCGCGGCCCGUGGCGGCCGGGGAGGAGGCCGACGGCGAGCUGACGAGGCUGUGCUUGUAACGACAGUCCGCACACGGAAGGCUCAGUGAGACGAAAGUGACGAUGCUAUUUUUGGAUGUUUGCUAGGUGCCUAGGUUUGCUCCGCUGUCUUGAGCUGCUGGAUAUGGCUAUGCUGCAGAAGCAGCUGGGAGACCACAACCACGUGAAUUUUCCAGAUGUGGACGAGCAGCCCUGGUUGUUAGUUGUUACUCCUCGGUAUAUACGUGUAUAUAGGUAAAACUUGUAAUAUUCCGCCUUUUGAUGGCAGUGUGAUCGUGUAAUUUUGCUCCAACUUGGGAGGUUCCGGGGUCAGUAGCUGACUGUGCUAACCUGGGAUCUCAGGGAGGGGGUUGUGUGUCAUAGACUCCUCAAUAGUCUGACCAGAUGUAAAACUAGGCUUGUACCAUCUGAAACGAAAUGGUAUGGACAGAGCACGAACAGAAUGUUUCAGGCUCUGUCAGUCUGAAUCUCUGAAUGAGGC